Molecule: messenger RNA, 4183 nt
Organism: Bufo bufo (common toad)
Lineage: Eukaryota; Metazoa; Chordata; Amphibia; Anura; Bufonidae
Gene: SCUBE2
Product: signal peptide, CUB domain and EGF like domain containing 2
Exons: 23
Coding region: 293-3256 (987 amino acids)
Biological process (GO): signal transduction
Cellular component (GO): cell surface
Molecular function (GO): calcium ion binding
Source: RefSeq, a predicted model, not a curated record
GAGGAGAAAACGGGGUCACUUUAAAGGGGACAGGAAGCCAGAAGGGUCACUUUAAGGGGAAAGAGGAGGAGUCAGUUUAAAGAGGGGAACAGAAGGGAAUAAGGGGUCUGUGACAGGGGAUUCUUUGUGGGGUGGAAGUAAGGGACCUAUAAGCAGGAGAGGAGGGUCUAGACGAAGGACUGGGGGUCUCUAGCGGGUAGGUGAGGGGCCUCAGGACUAGAUCUUUGUGGCUCUUCAGGGGAGGGUCAGGGAGGAGGAGACACAUGCUGGAGGGACGCCCCCUGCUGUCACUAUGAGGUCCCUCCAGUUGCUGUUGCUGUUGCUCCCUAUCUGCACCUCCCCGCACCCCGCAGGCCGGACACAGAGCGGUGUAGACGAGUGUGCCCUGGGUACAGAUGACUGCCACAUCGACGCCAUAUGCCAGGACACGCCAACAUCAUACAAGUGUGUGUGCAAAGCCGGAUAUAAAGGGGAAGGCACCGCGUGUGAAGACACUGAUGAAUGCGAUAACGAGUACAAUGGAGACUGCGUCCACGAGUGUACAAACAUUCCCGGAAACUACCGCUGCACUUGCUACGAUGGCUUUGCAUUGGCACAUGAUGGGCAUAACUGCCUGGAUGUGGACGAGUGUAGGUCUAACAACGGAGGCUGUCAGCAGACAUGCAUUAACACCUUGGGCAGUUAUGAAUGCCGCUGUAAAGAUGGCUUCUUUCUGAGCGACAACCAGCACACGUGUAUACAUCGGUCAGAAGAAGGCCUGAGCUGCAUGAACAAGGAACAUGGAUGCGCUCACAUCUGCAGGGAGACCCCGAGAGGCGGCGUGGCAUGCGACUGCAGACCCGGAUUUGAGCUUGCAAGGAACCAGCGAGAUUGUAUCUUGACCUGUAAUCAUGGAAAUGGAGGAUGUCAGCAUACAUGUAAUGAUACCGACACCCGGCCGGUCUGCCUGUGCCACCCAAAGUACACGCUGCAAUCUGAUGGCAAAACCUGUGUUGAGAAAGAGGAAUCUGACAGCAAUUCUACAUCUGUGGCUGAGAUGGAUAAGAGGGUGAAGCGCAGGCUGGUCAUGGAAACGUGCGCUGUUAAUAACGGUGGGUGUGACCGGACGUGCCGGGACACAUCUACAGGGGUACGCUGCAGCUGUCCUGUCGGAUUUACCUUGCAGUUUGAUGGCAAGACGUGUAAAGAUGUGGAUGAAUGCCAGAGCAACAACGGAGGGUGUGAUCACUUCUGCAAAAACACUGUGGGCAGCUUCGAUUGCAGCUGCAAAAUGGGGUAUAAACUGCUGACAGACGAGAAGUCCUGCCAAGAUGUCGAUGAAUGCUCCUUUGAACGGACUUGCGAUCACACCUGCGUUAAUUACCCCGGAUCGUUUGCCUGCACCUGUGACCGGGGUUAUACUCUGUACGGAUUAACGCACUGUGGAGAUGUGAAUGAAUGCAGCAUCAACAACGGGGGCUGCGAAUACACCUGUGUGAAUACAGCGGGGGAUUAUUACUGCCAGUGUCCCCCCCGCUUCAAGUUACACUGGAACCGCAAGGACUGUGUGGAGGUGGAGAGCCUCAUGUUGGACUCUACGCCCCAAAAGGCUGUGCUACAAUGUAUAAAGAAUGGUGGAAGCGAGCGCUGCCUGAUAAACUGCCAGUCCCAUGUCUACAAUAUUCCUGGUCUGCAGGAUUCUUACACAGUCACCUGUGGCAAAACUAAACACGCCAGGGGCAAUGAAACGGUCUUUUCAGAUGCAGUGAAAGCGAGCGUCGCGUUCCGGAUGAAUGACGGCACGUGCAGAGUGAGGCGGACGGAGCCGCACCAGGGCCUCUCGCAGCAGAAGCUAUCAGAGAGACAGUCCCACGUCUAUGAAAGCCUUUCCUUCGUCAACAUAACGUGCAAGAGACGGCUGAGCGGACGCAAGACAUCUGCCAAGGAGACCCUUAUCACUGCUCACUUUGAGCUGGACAUAAACCAGAAGGAGGUGACAGAGACUUGCAGUCUCAGCUGUGUCCGUGGGAAAGCAGAAAAAAGGCUGCGCAAGACCAUCAGGACCCUGCGGAAAGCGAUUGGCAAGGACAACUUUCAUGUUCGACUAUCUGGCAAGGAUUUUGAGGUCUCAAAGAAAAUGCCUCGUUCGUCAGAAAACCAAGAGGCAUGCGGAACUGGACAAAUCCGCGUGGACAGUCGAUGCGCUAGCUGUCGUGCCGGAACGUACUACGACGAUGACAAGGAGCAGUGCGUCUUAUGUCCGCACGGAACGUUCCAGAGCGAGGAAGGGCAGAUAACGUGUGAAAUCUGCCCCGACAACCGGGACCACCCAAAGCACGCUGGCGCUCGAGACGUGUCUGAGUGUGGAGGCCUGUGUCCUCCAGGUGAAAUCUCCUCCGAUGGUUUUUGGCCCUGUGGUCCGUGUCCGCUCGGGACGUACCAGCCGGAAUCUGGGCGCACAUCUUGUAUUUCCUGUGGCGGAGGACUAACAACUAAACAGAGCGGCGCCUCGUCUUUCCACGACUGUGAAACUAGAGUUCAGUGUUCACCGGGACAUUCAUACAACGCGACGUCGCACAGAUGUAUUCGCUGCCCGGUGGGGACUUAUCAGCCGGAGUUUGGACAGAAUCAUUGUAUUUCUUGCCCGGUGAACACCAGCACUGACUUUGAUGGAUCAACUAACAUCACCCAGUGUAAAAACCGGCAGUGUGGGGGGGAGCUGGGGGAUUACUCCGGUUACAUCGAAUCUCCUAAUUACCCCGGAAAUUACCCAGCAAACACAGAGUGUACGUGGAACAUCACCCCACCCCCCAAGAGGCGGAUCCUUAUCGUGGUGCCGGAGAUCUUCCUACCAAUAGAAGACGAAUGUGGAGAUUACCUGGUGAUGAGGAAGAGCCCUUCUUCAAAUUCAGUGACAACAUAUGAGACUUGUCAGACCUACGAGCGUCCGAUCGCGUUCACCUCGCGGUCUAAGAAACUCUGGAUACAGUUCCGGUCUAACGAGAUGAACAGCGCCAAAGGCUUCCAGGUUCCAUAUGUGACAUAUGAUGAAGAUUAUCAGGAACUCAUAGAGGAUAUUGUCCGAGACGGGAGAUUAUACGCAUCGGAGAAUCACCAGGAGAUAUUAAAGGAUAAGAAGCUGAUUAAGGCGCUGUUUGAAGUCCUCGCGCACCCCCAGAACUACUUCAAGUACACAGCUCAGGAAUCCAGGGAAAUGUUCCCGAAAUCCUUCAUCAGACUACUGCGCGCCAAAGUCUCAAGAUUCCUGCGGCCUUAAAAAUAAUGUGUGACCGGGAGACACUGAACCAGGGUCUGAUCCCCGCUGCACCAUUAUACCUUAUAACGCUCCGGCCCGCGCUUCUUUAAACCUCCUGAGAGGAAAUGGACUGUUUGUGAAGCAUUUCUGGGCCGUAAUCGGAUGACACGUCUCAUACCCAUGAAGCGUCUUCUCCCCGGGGUCAAUCCUGACCAGAUUCGCUUCAUUCGCUGAUAUUGGUGACGCUUCAGAUUCAACCUAAACUAUGACAACGUCUCAAUGCAUCUUUCAAGUCUUCAGCAACAUCUGAGACGGCUGCGCUUGAUGGACUUUCCUUGUAGUAAUUACGCGUUUUAUGACCAAAGGAGUCAAAUCUGUCGCUGCUGGGCUUGUAGUGUCAAGUGGAGGCUGUAAAGCAUAUGGUCUGCAUCAUCAGGAGCAUGCAAGAAACGAGACACAGAAGUCGCAUUCAAUCCAGUGCCUGCGAUUCUCUAUGGGAUAAAGGAGACGAUGUCAUGAAUUCCAUGGAUUUGCUGGCAGCUUACUGACACUGAGCUGAAGCUUCAUAUUUUUUCUUUUUACCCUCAUUGGUGGACCAUGUUCUAGAAGUCCAUUUAUCACCUUGGACCAGACAAUUUCUAGGCCUAAAUGUCGCAAAAAAUAUUUGAUGAAGAAGAAUGUGCACAAAAAUGGCAAAUGGCCAGUGAGCUCUUCUCCAGGAGGUCAAGGACUUACAGUGCUGGACACUGAGAUGGACUGGUGGGGGGGACUGAGGUUUAUCACACUCUGCAGAGCAUUGCGCACUCUGCAGAGGAAGUCCUUCCAUGUAUUUGGCUGUAAAUGUUGUACAGAAUUUUUACUCACUAUAAAUAUACAUCGCACACUCUUUACAAGAGUCCGGACGGCCGUAGUUUAUUGGGAUAUUAAGAGGAUAUAUUUUUAGUUUUG